GGUGUGAUCUCCAUUCCUCUGUACAUCCCUCACACACUGGAUGGUUGGAAUUUUGGAAAUGAACUCUGUGUAUUUUGGCUCAUCAUUGACCACCUUUUGUGUACAGCAUCUGUGUAUAACAUUGUUCUCAUCAGCUAUGAUCGAUACCAGUCAGUCUCUAAUGCUGUGUCUUAUAGAGCUCAACAUACUGGGAUCUUGAAGAUUGUCACUCAGAUGGUGGCCAUUUGGGUGCUGGCCUUCUUGGUAAAUGGGCCAACGAUUCUGGUUUCAGAGUCUUGGAAGAAUAAUACUUGGAAUAAUAAUAAUAAUAAGGAAUGUGAACCUGGAUUUUUUUUGAAAUGGUAUAUGCCCCUUAUUACGUCGUUCUUGGAAUUCCUGGUCCCAGUCAUCUUAGUUGCUUAUUUCAAUGUGCAUAUUUACUGGAGCCUUUGGAAGCGGGGUAAUCUUGGUAGAUGCCUCAGCCAUCCUGGACUCACCUCUGACUCCUCCAGAGACUUCGGACACUCAUCCAGACAUGGACUGUUUUCAAGGACAUCUCUUCCUGCAGGGAAGGACGCAACAUCAUCCUGUGGUUCAGAGAGACAAGGAAGAAACAACAGUCUCUUGUUUUCCUUCAGAACCUACGUGAAUAGCAAUACAAUCACUUCUAAAACUAGUUCCCUCUCCAAAUCGGAUUCUAUAGCUCUUCACCAAAGAGAACACAUGGAACUGCUCAGAGCUAAAAAAUUAGCCAAGUCGCUGGCUAUUCUCUUGGGUGUUUUUGCCAUUUGCUGGGCUCCAUAUUCUCUGUCCACAGUUGUUCUUUCAGUUUACAAACCAGAGCAGCGUUCGAAAUCGGAUUGGUACAGAAUUGCAUUUUGGCUGCAGUGGUUCAACUCCUUUGUUAAUCCCUUUUUGUAUCCAUUAUGUCACAGGCGUUUUCAGAAGGCUUUCUUAAAAAUAUUUUGUAUGAAAAAGCAAGGGAUACCAUCACACAAUCGGUCAACAUCCUCUUGAUGAUAAUGUUCUCACUUCUAUAAAUUUUAGUCUUCAUCUCACCAAGGUGAAUUUCAUCUUGCCCAUUCCACUCUACCAAAAAAAAAAAAGUCCAUAAAACCAUAACAAUUGAAAACUUAAAAAAAAAAUCUGCACUUGGACGCCAAUGGAACAUUAUCCCAGUAAAUAACAGUCUAAUGAUGAAUCGAUAACAUAUUUUUGUAAACUCAUAGCCACAAAGUACUAUUUUUCUUAGUCAUCACCUCUUCCUUGUUUUGUAGAUCUUGAUACAACCUUGAUUGUGAAAGUCCAGAGUCUCUCUUCUCUUUUUAGGUACAAUGUUUGCUACAGUCAUAAGUUAAUUUCACCUUUUUAUUUGAUAGCAAUACAAAUGUGUCCAGUUUUGAAAAUCAUUCCCUGAAGUAUGCAAUAGAGCCAGGAGCCUCAAUUAGGGGUAGGGAGCUCUGUGAUCAUCAGUGGGAAGGUGUGUUUGGGUUUGAGUUGGCAAGAACAGGGGAGUUGCAGUGAACCCAGGUGAGCUCGUGUGUCUCUCCAGAGUUUAUGUCCCUGAUCCCAGUAAGGAAGGAGGUGUGGUGUGGUAGAAGAGAGCCCUGGCAAUCACAGAAGAGGAGGAGAGAUAGAGAAGAGCUUGUCCUAUUCCUUCCUGCCCUCUUCUUCCAACUUCCAUACAAGCUACAACUCUUUGGGUGGAAAUACCAGAAAAAGAGGACAGGUAAGAGGUGGUGAGAGGACCACAGGACCACUGACCUGGCAGAUGUCAAUGGUUAUUUCUCAAAUACUGUUGUAUCUAUUUAAUGUCUUUUACUCAAUUUGCCCAAUCUUUUAUAUUGCAGCGCUCAGUGUUAUUCCUUUAUAAUGUAGUUGUUACAGGUUAUACUUUACCGAUAAUUCACCAUGUAUUAGUUUGGUGAUGUUUUUGUCCUUUGUUCACUUUUAAAUGUUUUCUAUUCCUCAAUGUCAUAAAAUUUUAUUU
Messenger RNA from Ictidomys tridecemlineatus (thirteen-lined ground squirrel), 1969 nucleotides. RefSeq names its product histamine H4 receptor. Gene Ontology annotation, molecular function: G protein-coupled serotonin receptor activity; G protein-coupled acetylcholine receptor activity; histamine receptor activity. Lineage: Eukaryota; Metazoa; Chordata; Mammalia; Rodentia; Sciuridae. Gene Ontology annotation, biological process: G protein-coupled receptor signaling pathway, coupled to cyclic nucleotide second messenger; adenylate cyclase-inhibiting G protein-coupled acetylcholine receptor signaling pathway; inflammatory response. Gene Ontology annotation, cellular component: dendrite; synapse; plasma membrane. The record is from RefSeq and is a predicted model, not a curated record.